CCAUUAAGAUUUAUUUUAAAUCUGUAACAUAUUAUUAUUAUUAUGCCUUUGAUUUUUCUUUUAUUGUAAUUUUGGGAAACCAUUGUAUAAAAAGUGCUGUUCAUAUGAAAAAUAAUUCUUAAAAGUUGAGCCAAUUGUAUCAUCAAGGAAUUAACUCUUUUUUUGACCUAAAUGUUUUGAAAUGAUGAAGUAGGCUAUUAGAGAAUGUAGUAACAAUGUUUAAAAAACCUAUAUGUGCAAUUAGGUAUAUUUUGAUGUAAAAAGAAUAAGAAUAACUUUUUAUGGAGAAAAAGUACAAAAGACCUUGUAAAUUAUACUUAUGUGGAGACUUUGGAGACUUCCAGCUUCCCGGAAACCUUCUCUUUGAGCAAAAUCUUGUCUGCCUGGGGAAAAGUUGCUGAAAAAAAGUAAUGAAAUUAUUUAUGAGAAUUAUAAAAGUUUACCUAGAAUAUCACACAUUGUAUUUACACAUCUCAACAGACCCCAGGCUUUGAGAUUCAUUUCUUAAAUAGUUAAUCUGUCAGAUUUUGGAAUGCAAAAAAUAAGAAAUUGGUUCCAAUUUGGGCACUCACUCAUGGCAUUUAACAAGCAUUGAUUAUGUGUCGGGCACUGUGCUAAAUGCUGGGGAUCCUAAGUGAGGUGAAACAGCUUUUGCCCCUACAAAGCUUACUUUCCAAUGGGUUUAGUCAAGUCAAGAAGUCAGCAAGCCUUUAUUAAGCAUCUGAUAUGGACCAGGCAACUCCGAGGCUCUUAAGAUUCCAGGAAUGGAAACGGAAAACAGGAGACAAUUUAUAAAUAACUACAAACAUGCAUACACACACAUAUACAUACAUACCUAUUUCCAUCAUUAUAAGAUAGGAGGCACAGUGGUUAGAGAUCUAGGCCUGGAGGCCAAAUAUGGCUUCAGGUCCUUCCUGGUGUGUUGGACUCCUUUUGCUCUACUGUAAAAUGAAAGUAGUAGGAUCUAUGUGAUGGAGUUAAGAUCAGAUGAGAUAAUAUUAUAGGAUCAGCUGACAUAAUAUUUGUAAAGUACUUGUACCUGGCACAGAGUAGACACUAAAUAAAUAUUUGUUUUCUCUUACAUGCAAUAUAUGUGUAUGUGUAUAUAUACAUACAUACACAUGUAUGUACAGUAAAUUGCAGGAAAUCAAACAGAAAAGGUGGACCAAGAAAGACUUCUUGUUGUAGAUGGAAUUUAGUCAAUACUUGAAGGACUCAAUUCAGGAAGUCUUGUGGCUGAGAUCUCUUUGCCUUCUUUGAGAACUAAGAUCUGCUUUCUUCCUUUGGAGCAGACAUCUUUUUGUUUUCUCUCAGAGCCAAGAUCUCUCAGCCUUUUGGAAGCCAGCUCUGAAGGUGCAAGUCCCACGUAGGUCUGAGCGAGAACUUGCCCUGCCCCCAGCUCCUGCUGGCUGCCUUUUCCACUGGGCCUCAACUUUCCCAUUUGACCUUUUGCCUGACAAUACCCGCUGACCUCCUCUUUUUGUUGGCGUCUGUUCCCUGAGGACAAGUCCAGGAGCUUGGUAACUCCUUUUGGACCUCUAUAAAUCCCUGCGGGCCAAUUUCUGCCUAGAAGGAGAAAGGGAAAACUUCUACCCCAGCUUCUUCUUUCCCAACUCAACCUUCGAGUCCUGGAAUCAGAAGAAAUGGCUCCUGGGACCCAGAGACCUCCACCCCAGGUGUUGGUGACGUUCAAGGAUAUUAUGGUGGAUUUCACCGAGGAGGAGUGGGGGCUCCUGGAACCUUCUCAGAAGGAGCUCUACAAGGAGGUCACGCUGGAGAAUGUCCAAAACCUACUCUGCCUCGGUACGGAGACUGGGCUUGAAGUGAACAAGAUGACUACAAAGCUGAGCAUUUUUGUGGAAGAAUGUGGUCUGCAAAGAUUCAUGACUGAUGAUCCCUCUGACUUCAAUUGGAGAGAAAUUAAGGAGAAGUUUUAUAAAUGUAAUGAAUGUGGGAAGACUUUCUGCUACAGAUCACUCCUUAUUUGUCAUCAGAGUAUCCAUACUGGCAGGAAACCUUAUGAAUGUAAACUGUGUGGAAAGACUUCAGAUAAAGCUUCAGAUAUGGCUUUACAUGAGAGAAUUCACAGUAGGGAAAAAAUCUACAAAUGUAAUCAAUGUGGAAAAGUUUUCAGAUACAACUCCAGUUUUAUUAAACACCAGAGACUUCAUAAUGCAGAGAAACCUUAUGAAUGUGACCAUUGUGGAAAGACUUUCCGAAAGAACUCCCAUCUUGCUGCCCAUCAGAGAAUCCACACUGGAAAGAAAUCUUUUGAAUGUAAUCGAUGGGAAAAGGCUUCAGAUAAAUCUUCAGAUAAAGCUUUAUAUCCAAGAAUCCACAUUAGAGAGAAAGCCUAUGAAUGUAAUCAGUGUGGAAAGACUUUCACGCAGAGAGCCAAUCUUGCUUUACAUCAGAGAAUUCAUACUGGAGAGAAACCUUACGAAUGUAAUCAGUGUGGAAAGGCUUUCACCAAGAGCUCAAAUCUUGGUGUACAUCAAAGAAUGCACACUGGAGAGAAACCUUAUGAAUGCAAUCAAUGUGGAAAAGCUUUUAGAUACAGCUCCAGUCUUACUGAGCAUGAGAAAAUCCACACUGGAGAGAAACCUUAUGAAUGUAACCAGUGUGGAAAGGCUUUCACACGGAACUCCCGUCUUGUUUUACAUCAGAGAAUCCACACUGGAGAGAAACUUUUUGAAUGUAAUCAGUGUGGAAAGGCUUUUACACAGAGCUCCAGUCUCACAGUACAUCGGAGAAUCCACACUGGAGAGAAACCUUUUGAAUGUAGUCAGUGUGGAAAGGCUUUCAGAGAGAGCUCCCAUCUUGGUGCCCAUCAAAGAAUCCAUACUGGAGAGAAACCUUAUGAAUGUAGUCAGUGUGGAAAGGCUUUCACGGAGAGCUCCCAUCUUAGUGCCCAUCAGAGAAUCCACACUGGAGCAAAACCUUAUGAAUGUAAUCAGUGUGGAAAGGCUUUCACAAAGAGCUCUAGUCUUACUGUACAUCAGAGAAUGCAUACUGGAAAGAAACCUUUUGAAUGUAAUCAGUGUGGAAAGGCUUUCACACGAAAAUCCCGUCUUGCUGCACAUCAGAGACUCCACAGUGAGGAGAAACUUUUUGAAUGUAAUCAGUGUGGAAAGACUUUUACACAGAGCUCAAGUCUUGCAGUACAUCAGACAAUCCACACUGGGGAAAAACCUCAUCAGUGUAACCAGUGUGGGAAAGCUUUUACACGACGGGGCAAUCUUGCUGCACAUCAGAAAAUUCACACUGGAGAGAAACCUUUUGAAUGUAUACAAUGUGGAAAGACUUUCAGAAUCCGUUCUAGUCUUGCUAAACAUCAGAAGAUCCACACUGGAGAAAAAUCUCAUCAACGUAAUUAACUUUCAUCAAGACCUCCAAACUUGCUGCAUAUCAGAGAUUCCACACUGGAGAGAAACUUCAUGAGUGUCAUGAAAGUGGCAGAGCUUUUAGUUACCAUUCUUAGCUUUUUCUAAAUGAGGGGUAUAUACAAUGGCAAGAAACCUUGUGAAUGUAAUCAAGGUGGAAAGGUGUUCACAAGGACCUCUCAUAUUGGUUCCUGUCAGAGAAUCCACACUGGAGAAAAAUCUUAUGGUUGCAAUCAGUGGGAAUAACUUUUAGAAUCAUCUGCAUUCUUGCUGUACAUGAGAGUAUUCACAUUGAAGAGAAAAUGUGGCAAGGCUUUCACAAAGAGCUCUGGGCUUGGUACCCAACAGAGAAUCCACACUGAAGAGAGAUCUUAUGAAUGUAAUCGGUAUGAAAAGGUUGUCACAUGGAUGAUCUUGUUGCACAUCACAGAAGCCACAUGCAUUUUGAAUGUAAUCAAUGUGGAAAAGCUUUCAGAAUCAGAUCCAGUCUUGCUAAACAUCGGAGAAUUCACACUUGGAAAAAAUUUUAUUAAUAUAGAAAGAGUUUAACAAAGAGCUCCACUUUUGUUAGAUAUCAAAACAAUCCACAUUGUAGAAAAACUUUCCGAAUGUAAUCAUUGUGGAAAGACCUUCACACAGAACUCCCAUCUGGCUGCACAUCAGAGAAUCCACAUUGGAAAGAAACCUUAUGAAUGUAAACAAUGUGUAGUGUAGUGGGUGAAAGAUGAAAUUACUGAGAAAACAAAAGUUUCUGAACGUUUUUGACUUAAUAAGCAAUGCAUGCCAAUUGCCUAUCAAAUUGGGAUCAGAUCUCUUCAACAUAUUCCUGGAUUCUAAAGUGCAGUGGGAAAUAGACUUUUAUACAUAAGAACAAUCAAAUACAGUCGGCUAAUUAAAAGGAAACAGUAUAAUAUUAGGUGGUCUGAUUUCUAAUUGGAAGAAAGAUUAGGGACUUUCCAAGUUGGAAGGUGGAAAAUGAACAGGUGCAAUUCCCUGAAAUCAGAAAAAGGAAGGAUUCCACUCCCUUCACCCUCAAUUGUCUGUGAAUAAUCAAAGUAACAUGCAAACAAUAAAUGUUGAUCAGCAUAAGGCCAAUUUUCAGAUAAGAUAUAUGGAUUGCUUGAGAUGUAUAAUUGUGAGAAAAUUUCUCGCAUCAGUCUUUAUAUCUGACCAGGUUUCUGGUCAGCAUAAUGUAGGUCUUUAGUUAGGGGUCACUAAGCAAUAAGCAGGAAUGAUCCAGCUUCCUGGUCUUGCAGGGGUAGGUCAAAUAUAAUAAGAUUUUCUCACAAUUCCCACAACUGAAUUAAGUUUUUUUAUGGAACAGAAGUUGUACUGGACCCAUAAAUGAAUAGAAAGGGAAAUGGACUAGCUCCGGAAUUGAGUCACAGGAUGAGUCAGUGUGUUUCACUCAGUUCUCGCUAUCAUUUGCUGUUCUAAUCUCAAUUUUCUCAAUUCCCCUUUCCAUUUAGGGAAGACUGGGCAAUCCACUCCCUUUGUGAAUCAUUUAUUGUUAAGUCAACCUUACAAGCUUUUCAUAUGUUGAUAAUUAGAAGUAUAAAAAUUAGGUUUUAAAUCAAACUACUUAGUUGACAUUUUUAAGAAAAGAUAUUUACAUAUCAAAGAGACCAAGAAAACUGAAACAAAACACCAAAGCAAUACAAUAAUUAUCAUCAAUAUUAACUAACACCAAGUCUCCUUGAAUCCUUGUGACCUGUUCUCAAUGUCUAUUUCAUCAGCACAUUCUGAGUCCUAGAUAGCUCAUAUGGUCCCUGAAUUUCUUCUUUGGGGCAUUCUCAAGGCAGCGUUGAAGUAGACUUUGAUCCUCUGGAUCACUUGUAGAGAUCCCUAGAUAAUUCUGCUAAAAUCUGCCAGUAGUAAGACUCAAUACAAUUUAAUACAAUCUAUUAAAUUUGAUUCUCUAAUUCUUAAACUUCAAAUAAUUUUCAUUUUUAAUAUGCUACUUACUGUUUCUAUCUUUACCUAAAUUAUGUGCCUGAUAUGAGUCUAAAAAAAUUGAGGAUGUGACUCUUCUGUUUUAAAUUUAUCAGACAUUUCAAAAAGGGGAAAUAAUUUCAUUUUCUUUGUACUUAUCUGACUUAACAGUUUGUAAAGAUUCCAACACUUAUCAAUACAAUUUUAUAUGUAAAAUUCUUAAUCCAGUUUUGAAAAUUUAUUACUAAAACAUAUGCAAAGCCUAAAUUUCCCUGCUGGAUACACUUUCAAGCUAAUCAAAUACAUAUGUAUAAUUUUCAAAGAAAACAGUAUAAUCCUGUUGCUUUCUAAAAACCCACUCCUCCAUUUAAUUAGGAAACUUUUACGUUACAUUUUUUGUCUUAUUACCUUGUUUAAUUCUCACCCUUUGGAGAAUAUCAUUCUUAUAUUAUAACAAUUGCAAAUCCGGAUUAAAAUUGAAAGAUUUUUCAUACUUGCA
Messenger RNA from Antechinus flavipes (yellow-footed antechinus), 5814 nucleotides. Its product is annotated as zinc finger protein 420-like. Gene Ontology annotation, biological process: regulation of DNA-templated transcription. Lineage: Eukaryota; Metazoa; Chordata; Mammalia; Dasyuromorphia; Dasyuridae. The coding region runs from base 1644 to 3377 and encodes 577 amino acids. The record is from RefSeq and is a predicted model, not a curated record. The transcript is spliced from 4 exons.